AUGUGUUCUUUCAAGUGGAUUGUGUGUAUAGUAGCAUUGUUUGCGGUAGAUGUACACACUGGCGCUUUGCAAACAACUGGUAUAUCCUCACGAAGAUGUCAUCACUGCGUACAUAAUGCUACAAACAACUGCGAGGGAGGAGAUCAAAUAACUGUUCUGUGUCCGAUAGGAGAGCCUUACUGUGCGACUGUGGCUAUAGCACCCAAUUUUAUAUCAACAGUAACGUGUGCAGCUGCAAGCGACUCUCCUUGCUUAUUAAGAUUUAAUUUGAAGUCCGCCCUGGAGUUGAUCUGUACAUGCACUAAGCCCCUUUGCAAUUUGCCGUAUUCCACUCAACUACGGAACGAGCUGUUAAAUUUUUCAACGAAUAUUCAGUCUAACGCUAGCGAUGAGCUCACUGAAGCGUUCCUAAAAUCCUCGAUGUUUGCAAACGUGACUAAAGCGAAACUGUAUGAUAUGAUAACCUCUGCCGGGGAAGCGAUUGUUAAGCCUUCAUUUUUGUCGCCCCAAUCAACGGCUAUUGAUUUAGAGUCGAUCGAUAUUGAGGAAAUUAAACCUCGUGCUGAGAGUCUAAAGCAAGCGACUGUUCCACCUGAUGAUGAAGAUGACGGCGAGGGUAGCGGCUUGGAAGACAGCAAGACUCCUGCAUCAGCCCCAGCAGCGCCAAGUUCAUUUUUACCGGCCCAAGAAAAUAAUGCGUCGUCAUUAAUAUUAAAUGUAUAUUUGUUAUACGCAUUUAUGUAUCUGCACAACCUGUAG
Danaus chrysippus (African queen) is the source of this 759-nucleotide messenger RNA. Lineage: Eukaryota; Metazoa; Arthropoda; Insecta; Lepidoptera; Nymphalidae. The record is from the annotation of a GenBank genome assembly.